AUGAACCUCUCAAUCCGUGAUCGAGUCAACAGCUUCGGUCAUUCGUCCUAUUCGAAACCAGCGCCGCGAGAGCGAACUAAAGACGUCAAGGCCCAAGGGCCAUUUGUAACUGGACGGAACUCCAUGACUGGUCUUAUCCUUGUUGUAGCUUACCUGCCAUCUAUCUUGGAGAAAGAGCAGCAAUACGCUCGACAGAAAAGAACGAUCACGAUGUGGACGAACAUGAUCGAGCCAACAGCAAUAUGCGUCACCCUUUGCGCCGGGCCUGACUGUGGCAGGACAGGUAAAGACGUCAACAUGGGUCAACCGCCCUGUUUGAAACUUGCUCCACCCAAACGAACUGGACUGGACCUUAUGACUGGGUCAAGGGUCAACCGUCUUGUUCGAAACCGGCGGUUUGAAACCAGCGUCAUGAAAACGAACUGGACUGGGCCUCAUACUCGGCCCAAGAUCGAUAAAGAACAGUAA
Molecule: messenger RNA, 468 nt
Organism: Coprinopsis cinerea okayama7#130
Lineage: Eukaryota; Fungi; Basidiomycota; Agaricomycetes; Agaricales; Psathyrellaceae
Exons: 6
Coding region: 1-468 (155 amino acids)
Source: RefSeq, a predicted model, not a curated record